AUUGUGAACGAGCCAACUACACUCCGUCGACAUGCCGAAGCUCGAUUUGCAGGGAAAUAUAGGAAAUGGGCCAAGGCCAGUUCCUUUGUGUCGAAAUUGCCUGGUGAUGUUGCUGCGGAAAAAAGGAAGGUCGCACAAGCACAACAAACCAUUGAUGCACAUGUGACAGAGCGCAAGAUUUCGGAGCGUGUCAUCCCUUACUCUCACCAGUUGUUUCGAAAAGCUGCGAUUGAGUGGCUCAUCGCGGAUAGAUUUCCUACAGCUGUCGACUGCUGA
Messenger RNA from Suillus plorans, 276 nucleotides. RefSeq lists its product as uncharacterized. The annotation marks the transcript as partial. The record is from RefSeq and is a predicted model, not a curated record. The transcript has a single exon. Lineage: Eukaryota; Fungi; Basidiomycota; Agaricomycetes; Boletales; Suillaceae.